AUGAGCAAAUCCCUGGGACCCAAGCUCCAGGCGCUUUCUACAUAUGAAAAGGAGUGCCUCGCCAUACUCAUGGCCGUAGAUCGAUGGCGCCCAUACCUGCUCACUUCUUCCUUUGUGAUCCGCACGGACCACCGCAGCUUGGCGUGCCUGGACGAGCAGCGCUUGACCACCCCUUGGCAGCAAAAGGCGCUGACAAAACUGUUUGGCCUAAACUACACCAUCGAGUAG
This is a messenger RNA of Triticum turgidum subsp. durum (durum wheat), 228 nucleotides long. Lineage: Eukaryota; Viridiplantae; Streptophyta; Magnoliopsida; Poales; Poaceae. The record is from the annotation of a GenBank genome assembly.